GACGUGAGGAGGAUUCCCUCGAGGAGGGUUCGGAUCGACGACAGGCUUAGCUGUACACUAUCGCAGCGUUGCUGACCGGCUUAGGAGUGGAGGCUAGCACCACCUUUGCCAUCUAUCCUCAGUGCUAUGCCUCUUAGACGCCGAAAUCGCGGGGAGACCCCUCCCAUUCCAGGAGAUGAGAAUGUUCCUGGAGGAAUAGCGGAAGCCUUGGGUCGUAUUGUUCAACAGUUGACUGCAGCGCUGCCGGGCUCCAGAACCGAUUUUACCAUGGAGCGAGCGAAGAAGCAUGGAGCUUAUAGCUUCUCCCAUGCUCCUGAUGCUUUGGAUGCCCAAAAUUGGUUGAACAAAAUGGAGAGGGUCUUUACUCAGAUUCAUUGCCCAGAGGACCGAAAGGUGGGUUUAGCAGUGGAUUUUCUUGAUGGUGUGGCUUUUGAUUGGUGGAAUAUGAUUAGCAGGGAUUUAGAGAAUGAUGGCCCAAUCACUUGGGAACAGUUCAAGGGACAUUUUACUGAGCGGUAUUAUGGUACAGCUAUCCGUGACAGGAUGAAGUAUGAGUUCUUACAUCUAGAGAAAGGGGACAAGACUGUGAUGGAGUUUGAGCAGCGGUUCACCCAGCUAGCCCAGUUUGUGCCUGAUCUAGUUGGCACUGAGAGAGAGCGGAUCUAUAGGUUUGUUGAUGGAUUGGGGGGUAAGUAUCGUGAGCAGUUGACAGGAGUGCCAUUUGAUAAUUAUUCUGAUGCAGUUAAUGCUGCUCUGCGACUUGAGACCAUGUAUCUGUCUGGUGUCCGACCUCGAGAUUUGGGUGGUCCCAGUCAGGGUCCAUCCAAGAAGGCUGCUUCUACCUCUGGGUCCGGAUCUUCAGUAGGCAGUGGACAGAGUAGUGGAUCUAGUGCCGGAUCUCGUUUUAGACGCGGGGGGCGUAUCAGGAGAUUCACUCGGGGACAGUUUGGUGGACGCCAGUUUGGGCAGAGCAGGGCUGGUUCUAGUAGUCAGCACAGGACUCCAGCUAGUCAACCAGCCCAGUUUGGGCAAUACCAGCCAGUUGGGUGCUUUGAGUGUGGACAGCAGGGCCACUUUAGGAGGGAUUGCCCUCUAUUGACCCAGAGAGUUGCAUCUACCCCUUUUCAGACCGCUGGUCAGUCAUUUGCCGGUACAUCUACUGGUGGUACCGUUGCUUCUACUAGCGGUGCCCGUAUCAAUUCAGCAGCUCGUGGCAGCCCGCAGCGGGGUAGGGGUCAGAGAGGACGUCCCACCACUCAUGCUAGGUUACAUGCCAUGACUCAGCAGGAGGGUCGCGACUCACCAGAUGUUAUUAUUGGUACGUUGUCUGUUUUUGGUCAGCCUGCUUAUACUUUAAUUGAUCCUGGUGCUUCACAUUCUUUUAUGUCGAGUAGAUUUGCAUGCUUUGCGAAUGUGCCAUCAUCGCUCCUUAUUGGGUGUUAA
This is a messenger RNA of Rosa rugosa (rugosa rose), 1443 nucleotides long. RefSeq lists its product as uncharacterized. Gene Ontology annotation, molecular function: zinc ion binding; nucleic acid binding. The transcript is spliced from 4 exons. NCBI's taxonomy places the organism in Eukaryota, Viridiplantae, Streptophyta, Magnoliopsida, Rosales, Rosaceae. Bases 127 to 1443 code for a protein of 438 amino acids. The record is from RefSeq and is a predicted model, not a curated record.